CGUUAUUUUUACUAAAAGUUAUAAGUUCGACGUUGGCAGCUUUUUCGGCCAGUACGGAUCUGGAGAGCCUAAACAGUUCGGGUUCUAUCAAAGACUUACUCAUCAUAGCCGGGGCUUAUUAUAAAUGUUAUUUAUUUACGAAUGUCUUAUAGUUGUUGGGGAUUGAGCCGGUUGUUUAGAGCUUUUUGGUGCUGUGUUAGUUGUUUUUAUUUUUUUUUUUAAAUUUUGCUCAACCGUUGGGUUUUGUGAAGAAGAGCGACAUGAUGCAGUAUGAUGCUAAAUUCAUUUUCACAUUGAUGCUGGUCAUCUUUGCAGUCAUAGUCGAUACCGCACCCAGACCUGGUCAGGAGUGGGAUAGAUUCAACAACCCAUGCAUAUACGAUGAUUUGAAGGUGGAGACCUGCCAGCGCUGUGCAAAGCAAACCAAAUCCCCAAUAGUAUACCCCAUGUGCUGCAACGAGGAGGAUAACGUGUACGAGUGGUGCGAGAAGUACAUACACUUUGGAAGGAAACCGUAGCCGAAUACAUUAUAGAAUAAACAACAAUAGCCCAAGUGUAUAAUCAACAGUGUGAUAUAUUAUAUAUGUAACUAGACUUGGUAAUUAGUUUAUUAAUAUUUUUUUAUGACAAAUGUGAUGUUAGUUUUGUACAUGGAUAUGUUAUUUUACUUUAUUUAUAUGGUACGGGUCAAUUUAUUUCUUGCAUGUAGAAAGUCAUAGGUACAACUUUAAGUUGAAGGAAGAACGACAAUGUUUCGCCAUUUGGGCCAUACUAGAAAAUAUGCGCACGCAAGACCUGAGUUGACCAGACCUGUAUACAGGUUCGCACAUUCCAAUUAAUUGUUAUCAGGGGGGGGGGGGAGUUGCGUAGUGACCAUAGAAUGUGUAUAAUGUGGCUGUGAAAAUGAUUAGUUUUUGUUUUGUAAUUUUAAAAACGAGUAUGAAUGCCAUGACAAUGCAACUAAGUAAGAAUGCUAUUUCAUUUAGGAUUAAGUGUUUUUAUUUAUUUUUAUACCACUUUUUUUUUAUAAAGUAUCUAUAAUGAUUAUAAUAUGAAGCACA
Molecule: messenger RNA, 1061 nt
Organism: Anthonomus grandis grandis
Lineage: Eukaryota; Metazoa; Arthropoda; Insecta; Coleoptera; Curculionidae
Exons: 3
Coding region: 261-518 (85 amino acids)
Source: RefSeq, a predicted model, not a curated record